AUGAUAAGUAAGGAGAUUGAGAGGAGAAAGGAAAAAUCUGUGGUGAGAGUGUUGUUUGUGCGUAAAAAAGAUAUAAAGACAGAAGGAGCAAGUUGUAUAGUGAUGAAACCUCCCCAUCAACACCCGCGCAUCAAUCUUGACGAGUUGAAAGCCCAAAUAGUGAAGAAAUUAGGGCCAGAUAUGUCCAAACAGUAUUUCCAUUACCUGCACAGAUUCUUGAGCUUGAAACUGAGCAAGCCCGAUUUCAAUAAGCUCUGUCUAAGAAUUCUCGGUUGGCAAAAUAUCCCUCUCCACAACCAGCUCAUUCGUUCCAUACUGCGAAACAGCUGUACUGCCAAAACCCCGCCGCCAUUCCUCAAUCAUCACCACAAGGACGAUAUUUCAAACAAAGUCAACCGCAAGGAGAUUCUAGCUGACGGUCACCAGAAAAACGGGUCCCACAUCAUCAGCACAACUCACCUUUCUCAUUCGCCCGGUUUACCCAAUGGGAAAAUGGCGGGUCCCAACGUUGUAUCCAAAAACGGGGAUAUGAACCCGAUGCAGCAUCAUCAAGAACUUGUUCAGCUGGCAGAGACUGGGCAUGUUGGCCCUGCUCCCUUGUAUAGCGAAAAUGACGAAAAUGCCCCUUCGAGGAGCCCGAUACGAGCUCCCCUGGGGCUUCUGUUCUGUCCUGCUAGCGUAGGUGGGUCCCAUCGUUGGUCGGUCGGGACAUUGUGUGAUGGUGCUUUGUUGGACUCUCAUGCACUGAGAGAACGAAUGGAUCAUAUUGCUGUGGAAAUGGGGUUAGCAGAAGGGGUGUCUUUGGACUGUGCUGAUGUGCUGAAUCACGGUUUGGAUUGUUACAUGAGAGGGUUAAUUAAGUUUUGUGUUGAUCUUGUGGGGUCGAGGUCGGGAGGUGAAUUCGGUAGGAUUGAUGUCAGGAGCAAGCACCAAGAACGUAAAAAGCAUGAUAAAAUCGAUGUCCGGAUUUUGUUGCAGGACUUUAGGGUUGCUAUGGAGAUGAAUCCACAGAGGCUAGCCUCCGUCAUAUUAGUCAGGUUCAGAAGCCAAACCGCUCAGCAUGGUUUUUGUUUGGGUUAUCUGCAAGAAAACCUGACAGAUGAUGUUCUUGUCUUACUUGCAUUCAUCACUUUAGUGGAUGGAUGGAAAAACUCUUUACUUAUGGAAACUGGUGAAAAGAAAGCAAAGUUUGUAGGCAAGAAGUUUGUUCUUCGCUUGUUCUAUGAUUCUAUCAUAACCAUGAUCUUUACACAGAUUAUUGUUGCAGUUGAUUGCAUAACGCUAUAUUAUAUUUCAUACCAUAUGCUUGGGAGAUGUCCAGAGUACAGUGAUAAAGAACAGGAAAAGCUUUUCAAACAUGAGGAUAAAUUCAUGGACGAUCCAAUAACGUUCCUGAAAAAGCUCGUCCGUGAGAGCUGGCGCAAUCCACUGUAUCUGAUAAUAAGUCGUGUCCCACAGAUCAUCUUCACCGUCCAUCGUCAAAAUCCCUUUCUCCUUCAUACUCUUCACAAUCCUCGUCAGCAAAUCCGGGACAACUUCCGUCAUCUUCAACUCUCCAUACUCCCCAAGAUCCGCCUUCAUGCACGUGUCCAUCCUCCUCAAUAUCCCCAGCCAGAAAGUCCUAAAGUUAGGACUCUCCGAAAUCGGCUUCAGAAAAUGCAAAUACACGUCCGUCAAAACCUCCAUCGACAGCCUCAGCGUACCCUCCAUACUCCUCGUCUCCCUCUCCGCAUUCUCUCUCCUCGAAUACUGCACCAUCUUCUCGUGAAGAUCGUCCACCAUCGCGAAUAUUAUGUUGUAGAACGAGUUUAUGCAGUUUGUGGGCGUGAACAAAAGCUCCUCUGCCAGGAUAAAGCUCUUCUGGAGAGAGACUACUGCAUGUCGCUGGAAAAGGCUGACCGGGUUGUAAAUCCGCGCGCCUUCCUCGACCGAGGCAUUGCUCGAGGAAGUGCUCGAGAAGCUUCCGGGGUCCGAGUACCCGGCCUUGUACCAGUCGACGAGCUGGCGGGCCGAGUCGGCCAGCAAGUCCAUAAUCCGAAGGUUUCGGUCGACUCUGCUGUUUCGGAGGGCGACGAACGCGAACGCGCAGUCGAUUAUUUCGCGCGCGUGAUGUGGGUCCCGCUCGACAUGAGGCUGAUUAGUGCCUCGACUCCUCUUUCGUAUGUCUCGGGGUGGCGGCCCGUGGCUGAAAGAAGGUGGAGUGUCGACAUCCAGCCGAGUGGCGUCUGUAGUCUCCCCGGAUAG
This is a messenger RNA of Striga asiatica, 2244 nucleotides long. Lineage: Eukaryota; Viridiplantae; Streptophyta; Magnoliopsida; Lamiales; Orobanchaceae. The record is from the annotation of a GenBank genome assembly.